AUGCAUCAACGUGAAUUGAGUCGUCAUUAUGGUAACACCAACAACCACACGCUGUGGUUCAUUAUUUUCAGUCAUUCAUAUACACGGUUUCAAUUCAUAUGCACAUGGCUCCGUGAAAAACUCGAACCAAUCCGAUAUGGACUUCCCAAAUUAUCAUCCUUGUAUUUUGCUUCUCCCUAUUUUAAGGAAGGAAUGAAAUGCUGUGAUGGCCAAUAUUUGGAAGACAUUUUAGGUUCAAAUCCUUUUUCCUAUGGUUCUUUGGAUGUUGCUAACGAUAAAAAUUCAUUGUUAAAACCUUCUCAAAUUUGUGAACAGGUUACGAAUAGUUUUCAUGGAAAUCAUAAUUGUGUCAUGAUCAUCAUGGAUGAGGAUCCUGAUCAAGACUUGGACCAAGGUAUUCUUGAUGCCAUUGUUUUAAUGCAAGGUUUAAGAGAAAAGGCCGAAUUGUAUGGAGUCUUUUUGAGAUCGAUGCAUUCUCCAUUGUGGGAAAUUUGUUGGAAUUACAAUUAUUUCACAUCCAUGUGUUUGAAAAGUAAUUUGAAAAGAAUAGAAUACAUGUUCCAUGCUUUUGGUAAUGGAACGAGCAGAAAUUUGUUUCAAAGACAUGAAGUGAAAACCAAAUUCAAAAUCAACUUACCAAUUACAAAUGUGGCUACGCUACAAAUCCAAUUGAAAAGUGAACAACCAUCACGACAAGUGAAAAUACAAAUUUUGGGGAAUGAAAUGUUUCAAGGAAUGACAACCACGAAACAUGUCCAUGACAAUGCAUUGUUUGAACUUGAUCUAGUUUUGAAAACGCCAUCAAGAAAAGACGAAUUUUUAAGAUAUAUCCUUUGGGAUUCUACAUCAAACAUCAUCUUGGAUGAAGGUCAGUUAAGGUUUCGAGUAUGUGAUAUGGUAUCCGAAUUUGUGUAUCAUUGUCUCAAAGAUCGUCCUCUCAAGAUGGGAAUCAUCUCUAACUGUAACGAAAUGGACCUAUUUGUGAAUGGUCUUUAUACAUUGAUUGACCAUGUGACCGAUGAGAAGCCCAACAAAAAUCAACAACUUUCACUCAUUACCAAUCCCUGUUUACUGAAUGAAGGUGUUCAAGAAUAUUCAUGUCGGAAUGUGACACUCGUUUGUUAUGAAACUCAAUUCAAUGACGAAUCUUUACAACUUGAUUCCAUUAUUGAAAACGUCGAUAUCAUUGUAUUUUACGCAUCCGCUUAUCGAUAUUUAUAUUAUUCGAAACGAAUUCUUGAAGCAUGUCGACUCCAUUCCAAACCUUGUACGAUUGCCUUACACCAUGAUAUCAUUCGAGACGAACGAGAAGAGAAUGAAAUACUGAAACAUCAUGCAAUAGAAAUACCCGAGACGAUACAACAAUACGAUGGGGAGAGCACUUGUACGGAUUUUCAAUUGGACGUGUCACUUCUUCCAGUGGUGGAAGGAACAGUGAAACAAGUGUUUCAGAAACAACAACAACAACAACACAAUGGAUUCAUAACCAACCUUGGAAUGGUGGAAUCAUCUCCUCUUCAAAUUACCAAAUCUCCCAAACAUCCCCAAUUGCUAUACGUCAUUCAUUCCUCUCCUUCUUCCAAAAGUCAACCGAAACGAACCAAAUCGUGUCCAUGUUGCUAUGCCCAAAACCACUUGGAUUGUCCUCAUUCCACUGAUAUUUCUACCUUUCUAGGAUAUACUCGUAAUGAACCAUAUCCAGUUUUCAGAACAAUCCGAGAAGGUCUUUUUGAUCUCACACAAGAACAAUGGCAAGAGUUGUUGAACGAUUUUGAGAGUUUUCAAAAAAGAUUUAUCCAAAGUACCAAUGGGAAAGAAGCGUAUAAGAGAAAACGAUUUCAACAACUCUUGAUGAAGUUUUUGAAUGAUGCGUUUGUGAAGCAGCGUAUUGAUUUUCAAUUGUCUGAAAAGGAUAUUGAAAGAAUGGAGAAAAAACCUCAACAGGGUGGCAAGAUGCAUCUUGAUGACAAGCGUGACAUUAAGAGGAGUCCACAGCAAGCAAUGAUGGAAGAAGAAGUGAAUGAAGAGAAUUAUCAAGAAGAGAAUGAAGAAUUUCAACAAGAUGAAGAUGCUUUGAUAGGAGAUUGUAAUUCUGAAGCAUCUGAAAACGAGGUAGAAGAUACACUUGAUUCUCCUCCACAGCUACAUGCAGAGAAUAUGCAAGAAGUUGAUGAUGACGUUAUAUUCGUUAAGGUAGGGAUGAGGGAAUCCAGUGGUUCCACGAACUUGCAAGCCCAACAAGCUUCGAAGUGUCUCACUUUCAAAAUCACUCUCACUACUGCAAACGGUACACAAUUCUUUCAUCCAGAGUUGAAUCUCGAUUCCAUGACUUGUUUGGAUACAUUAAAGAAGACUUUAUUGGAGGAAUGUGGGAUUAAUACUGCACACUCAUGGAAUCAAUAUUCCCUGGAGUACAAGAGAGGGCACGAACGGUCCUGUCUUUCUAGUGACCAGUUAGUUCGAUCAAUGGUAAAAUAUAUUCGAUCGCAGCAUGAGAAGAAUAAUGGCGACUAUGAACCUGAGAUUGAGAUGAAGGUGAGAGUUCAUCCCGUUAUUUCUUUCCCUCGCUUGUAUUCACAACAAACUUUCACUCAUGAAGUGAUCAAAAAUUAG
Messenger RNA from Naegleria lovaniensis, 2613 nucleotides. RefSeq lists its product as uncharacterized. The coding region runs from base 1 to 2613 and encodes 870 amino acids. The record is from RefSeq and is a predicted model, not a curated record. The transcript has 3 exons. NCBI's taxonomy places the organism in Eukaryota, Heterolobosea, Eutetramitea, Acrasida, Naegleriidae.